GUCUGUUCCCUCCUUCCCUAUGGAGGGGAGGAGAGGGGCUGUCCCCCCCCCACUUAGACCCAUCCCCAGCACCCGCAGCCGCAGCCAUCUCAGGGUCAGGUUUGGUCUUCAGGCGAUGAACCCCACUUUAAAAGUCCCUGAAGUGCUGCCCCCCCCCCCCAUUGCAUUUCAUGGGACCGUAGGCUCAGUGGGGGGGCCCUGUGCUCCCCAAACCGACCGUGAUGUCCCUCUGAGGUGUCCUGGACCCUCGAGGUGGCUUCCAGUCCCGGGGCGUUGGCAGGACAGAGAGCGAUUGAUGCACCGGGCGCUAUUUUGGGGGAGACAGAUGGGAGGUCCGAGUGCGCCGGCUUGGGAGAUCCGAAAUCUGCUCCUGGUUUUGCCACGCUCCUCUGGCAUGACCUUGGGAGGUGAACUUAAUCCCAUCAUCUCCUCUGUCUAUGUGUAGCCGGAAUAAAAAUACUUUCCUGUCUCUCUGGAGAAAGGAGCAGAUUCCUGGGAAGUCACCGUAAGCUGAUCCGGCUGCUCCCCAUGCCGGGACGAGCCAGCCAGGGUUUGCAUUGCAAACAGGCAGCAAAGAGGGGACCCCCAUCACCCUCGGCACGGCCACAGAGGCAGGAGGUUGUAUUCGGGAUCAGGCUUUUGCCCCCAAAACCCCGUGAAGGUGGGAAGCAAAGCAAAGAUGAAGAGAUUCAACCAAGGCCGCACAGCCCGGCGGUAGCAGAGCGGAAUGCAGCACGCCGGUCUCCCGUGCAUCUUCCCUAUUCGUGAAAAAACACGACAUGGCCAGGAGAAAAAUGUUUCUCUUUAAUGGUGCAAAGAGGAUUUUGCAAAUAAUGGAGUUAAACCGCCAAACUGGCAAGAAAGCCUGGUCAACUGGUUUUGGGUUUUCCCCCUUUUUUCAAGCAGGUUUUGGGACCCUCUGCCAGGUAUUUCCUCUCCCUUGCCCCGGCAGCAGAUGCUCUGAUGAAGCGAUUAAAGGAUCACCUGUGUUUCUGUUUGGGAUCGGGGUGCCGGAGCGAGCUGCGCUUGUGGCAGGGCUCAUCCCUGGCAGCUUUACGCAGGCUGGGGCCAAAUCGAUGCCAACUAACCUCUCCACGUCCUGCUCCCGUGCCGUUUGCAUCUCUUGAGCGACAUAAUCCAGGCUGGGAAGUGCCUGCUACGUGUCAGCAGCUCCAUUUUCUUCACCAAUGCAAAUUCCUGAGCCAGCUCCUGCCCCAGCAGGCUCGCCACGGCCAUGCGUCCAGGCUCAACGUAGCCCCUCGGUUUGUUGAUAAACUUUAUGAUCAGCCCCGAGCGGCCCCGGCUGCGCCUUUGGAAGGUGAGUUGGGCCGGUAGAUGAGUUUUCCCGGGAUUCAGCGGCCUCAGCCCUGGCUGCGGGGUUUUCCAGGCGUGAAGUUGACUCAACACUGUGGAUGAAGGACGCUGGGGAGCUGCCAUGUCUCCUCCAAAAGCCUCCCAGCAGAAAAAAACCUCUCAAAAAAGAUUUCACUGUCCUGCCGGUACAGAUGCCGCCAGCUUUCCCUUACAGCCCCGAUCUUCAGGAAUUUAACAGCUGGCUCUAAAACCAUGCUCAGCAAGGCUCUACAUCGGCUGGCUGCAGUCCUGUGCCCAGACCCGAAGCCCUACUGUGGCACCGCGCCGGCGGGGUUGCUGCAGGGCCAGAAGAAUGGGGGUGGAAAUGGGGUAGAAAUUAGAUUUACAUCGUUUUGCUGCUUAGCAGAAAGGUUUUAUUUCAGAGGUUGGGACUGGCCCGUUCGGCUCCUCUCCCACCAGAAGAAAACGCCUGGUUUUCUUUUUCCUCCUGGCUUGGCGGAGGGUGAGCUCGGGUACAGGGAUGCUUGCCAGGCAGCCCCGGGACGCGUGUCCUUGUCAGAGUUGGAUGGUUUUGAGGUCUGCUGGCGGCAAUGCAUCGCAUCUCAUCCCCUGCCUCAGUUUCCCCAUCAGUAAAUGCAGUAAAGUCUUAAAAGUGAUAAAGUUUAGAAGGAUAAAAAGGCAUUUUAAGAGAGAAGCUGAUUUGUGAGGAGGGAAAAAAACCUUGCAAACUGCUCGGCUGCGCUUCGGUCCAGGUCUCCACCACUGUGACACCUGGAAAUAUGCUUUGAAAAAUAAUUCCCUCUGUUGACAUCAUUUCCAGCCUGAUCCUUCCGCUCCGAACGUAGUGAAAAAAAUCACGCGAGCUGGCAAGACCGCAGCAAGGGAUGCUUGGGGCUGCGUUGUUACCCUAACGCUUCAUUUCCAGGGAGUGGGACCACGACCCGGACCUGUCCCCCUUUGCAUCGGACACAGCUUUGCUGGGAGGUGUCGGCGUGUCUGUACCUCCACGUGUAUUUGCACACUUGCCCCGUUGGGGUGCGAGCGUGCAAACCCACCUCGGGGCAGGAACCGGUGUCUUAGCACCGGCUUUUGGGGCUUGUCUACCUGAAGCUGGUGUCUGCUUAUGGCGCAUUCAGACUCCUCAGCCUGGGAUCGGAGUGUCCAUCCAAAGGAAUUAAUCCAAGAUAACGACAGCGAGUAAUUAGCGAGCGGUAGUCGUGUCCAAAAUGUCUUCUGUGCGAAGCAGGUUUAAUUAACCUCUUAGGGUUUCUCACCUGUGGCAAGUUCGUUCAAACUUAGAUUUCCACCCACUUGGGAUCCAAGUGGCUACAUCUCUGACUCAUCAACACUUGUAAUUAACACGGCAAUUAUAUUCACAGUGAGACUCGGAGCAUCUUAAAUUAUCCUUCCCUUUUUUUUUCCCCCCUUCUUUUUUUUUUAAAUAUUAUUAUUAUUAUUUUGUGCAUUUCAUUUCCUUGCCACCAUCUGUUGUGAAAUGGCUGUCUUCUUGCUGUGUGCACUUAACACCACCAUCUGGACAAAUUAUUUGUCCCAUUAAUUGCAAAAAAAAAAAAAAAAAAAAAGUGUGAAGAAACGAAAUGAAAUGGUACUGCCGACCUGCCGAAUGUCUGCUACAGGAGAAGCAGCCCACUCCGAAAUCUGAAGCACGCCACCAAACUGCAUCGAGCCUGACAUUAUGAAAUGUCUGUUUAAUCGUCUAGCACACUAAUUGGUCUCUUUGCACAGCACCGAGAAAAAAAUCUCUCUCUCCUCUUCUCUCUGCGUUAUUUGAGUCUUCCCCCAUGGGGCAGGCCUGAACAGAUCUACGGCUCACACAGAGAUAAAUACAGCGGUCAGAGCAGGGAUAUUAUUGCCCUCUUCAGCCUUUCGCCACUCUGAUUGUGCUAGAAUAAAUCUGAGGUUCUGAGAGAGGCUCUUUAACGUAGGCUGGGAUGGAUGGGGACAGAUAACGGCGAGGUCUGGUGUUUGCAGCGGUGUUCGGUCCUCCUUACAUCACCAAACUCUGAGCCUCUCAGAAAAGCCAACACGUGCAUUAACUUCUCAGUACCACGGGCUUCAGGGGCAGCUUGCCAUUUCAGCUUGAGUUCCCAAAGCUCCUCUGCCCUUCAGCAGCGAUGAGGAGCCAUAAGGGAGAAUUAAGUUGGGAGGAUGGGGAUGCUUUUGAGUUGUCCCCUCUCGACAAGAGCUUGAUGCGCGGGAUCUUGUUGCUCCUCAUCGCUUUCGGGGAGCGCGGGAGCAGGCAGAGCUCGGCACAGAGACAGCUCUGGUUUUUCUCUCCCUACAGCCCUUUGGCAGCGAUGAGGAGCAAUAAAGGAGAAUUAAGUUGAGAGGAUGGGACGCUUUUGAGUUGUCCCCUCUCGACAAGAGCUUGACGCACGGGAUCCUGUUGUUCCUCAUCACUUUCGGGGAGCGUGGGAGCAGGCAGAGCUCGGCACAGAGACAGCUCUGGUUUUUCUCUCCCUACAGCCUAAACCCAGAGUGCCGCAGCCCAGCAGCCCGCCCCGAGGAGCAGGACGCAGCAGCCAGCCCCGUCUCCUGCCAGGAGUGUCCUUUCAUCCCGGAGCAAACAGUGACAUGUGGAAGGUCUGAGCCCUCUCCCACUUUCGCCGGGACACCAUGGACACUGAAGCCGUGCAGCCCCAGGAGGCUUCGCUAACGGUCAACGAGCAGGUUAUUGUCAUGUCCAGCCAUGAAACCAUCCGAGUGCUGGAGGUCGGCGUGGACACCCCGCUCUCGGCCGAGGAGGACCGGAAACCCUUGGAGAUGCCACCAGGGGAGGUAGCACGGGGCUCCCCGGCAAAGACCGGCCACCCAGGCAGAGAGGAGGUCCCACCCAGCACCCAGAGCUCAUGCAGCGGGGAGGCAGCCGGCAAAGCCAAACCGGCGGCCGGAGCAUCACCCAGCACCGUCCCCUCCGUCGGCACCUUCAGCCACGCCACGAGCCAGCAGCCGCAGACGUUGGCCCCGCUGGCCGUGCAAGCGACCCCGCAGGUCUUGACUCAGGAAAACUUAGCAACAGUUGUGACAGGAGUAAUGGUUCCAGCAGGGACAGUUACUCAACCUCUUCUUAUCCCCAUCAGUAUUGCAGGUCAAGUGGCAGGUCAGCAGGGGCUGGCUGUGUGGACAUUUCCUACAGCAACGGUCGCUGCCCUUCCCGGAUUGACGGCUGCUUCUCCUACAGGGGGAAUUUUCAAACCGCCUAUAGCCAAUUUGCAAGCCGCUGCCGUACUGAACACAGCCAUCCAAGCGCCGGUGCAGCCUGCCCAGCCGCUGCAGGCUGCGGUCCAGCCCCGGCCCCCCCUCCAGACCCCCGGCGUCUUCCCCACCGCGCCCGGCCAGCCCCCCAUCCUGCCACAGCCCGCUGCAGCACCCACGCCGCCCGUGGCCAAGCCGUUAGAGACGCAGACCCAGAUCACCGUCCAACCUGCUGGAUUUGCCUUUAACCCUGGCAUAAUCAGCGCGGCUUCUCUCGGGGGCCAAACCCAGCUCCUCGGCUCCUUGGCAGCCGCCCCUGUGAUCGCAAACACCAUCUCCAGCGUGCAGGGCAUCACAGGCCAGAUCCUGACCAACGCCCAGGGCCAGGUGAUCGGGACCCUGCCGUGGGUGGUGAACCCCCCCGGGAUGGCGGCAGCCAGCCCAGCCCCGGCCGCUCUGCCGGCCCAGAACCUGCAGGUACAGACGGUGACGCCCCAGCUGCUGCUCAAUGCCCAGGGCCAGGUCAUCGCCACGCUGGCUGGCAGUGCCAUCCAGGCGGCCGCCAUCAAGAAAACCGGCACCCCCGAGCCCCCCCCCAAGAACGAGGUCCAGCCCAUCCAGCCGGCCCCAGCUCUCUCCCAGCCGGCUGUGGUGAUGGCAAAUCCUGCCCCGGCGGCAAAGGGUUCUUCUGUGCCCGUCCCUAUCACCUGCUCGGAGACCCCCACCGUCAGCCAGCUGGUCUCCAAGCCCCCGGCUCCCAACAGCAGCGCGGAGGAGGACGGGAUUAACCUGGAGGAGAUCCGGGAAUUCGCCAAGAACUUCAAGAUCCGACGUUUGUCCCUCGGCCUGACGCAGACGCAGGUGGGACAGGCCCUGACGGCCACCGAGGGACCGGCCUACAGCCAGUCGGCCAUCUGCAGGUUCGAGAAGCUGGACAUCACCCCCAAGAGCGCCCAGAAGCUGAAACCCGUGCUGGAGAAGUGGUUGAGCGAAGCCGAGCUCCGUAACCAAGAGGGGCAACAAAACCUGAUGGAAUUCGUCGGGGGGGAACCCUCCAAAAAACGGAAGCGCCGUACCUCCUUCACCCCCCAAGCCAUCGAGGCUCUCAACGCCUACUUCGAGAAGAACGCCUUGCCCACCGGCCAGGAGAUCACCGAGAUCGCCAAGGAGCUCAACUACGACCGCGAAGUCGUCCGCGUCUGGUUCUGCAACCGCCGGCAGACCCUCAAAAACACCAGUAAACUCAACGUCUUUCAGAUCCCCUAAAUAGGGGACGGGGACGGGGACGUCCCCCCACCCCGUUGCCCACCCCGACCUCCUGCCAUCAGCACUUUUGCCACCGACUUUGUCCCCCAGCCCCGUGGUGGGUGCUGGGGUCUCCACCACCCCACCGUGCCCGUAGGUGUGUCCGUGUGUCCGUCCCCCUUUCCUCCACAUCACACAUGACCUAAGCGUGUUCGCGUCAGGUGUCACGCCUGCCUCAUGCCUCCUCUUGCCUGUAAUGUGCGUGGUGACGGACCCCCUGCCUGCACGCACCGCCUCUCCUGGCCCCCCCAAGUGUCGUCGUCGUCCCCCAAAAAAGGAGUGAUUUUCAUUUUUUGGCCGUUUUCCUGUGUUUCCGAGGUAGUGUCACGGCUUGCUAGGGGUAAGCCCCAAUUUAAUUUCACCCCCCCUUUGAUUUCAGCGGUCCCCCACCUCGUGCCCACCAGUGCGAGGGGCUUCUCGAUGCGACCCCCCCACCGUGGGGACAUCGCCGUGGGUGAUGGUUGAGGACUUCACUGGGCUUCCCACCGCCCCAAGAGGGUUUUGGGGGGGUGAACCCCAUAACGGAGGCAGCACUCCCUUCCCUGCCUCCCCCCAUGCCGAGCCCGGGGGCCAGGCAGGUUGGGGGGCUCCAUCCCUCGACCUCUCUCGCCUGGGGAGCGAUGGGGAGAGGCGACGGCUGGAGGGGGGGGAGUUUGGGGGGGGACAGGGAGGGGACGCUGGGUCGCCCCGCCAGGGACGCGGCAGACUGAUGCACUUGAUGUAGUGGUGUGAAAUAAACAGUAUUUUUCUUUUUU
Messenger RNA from Harpia harpyja (harpy eagle), 6590 nucleotides. RefSeq names its product POU class 6 homeobox 1 (gene POU6F1). Gene Ontology annotation, molecular function: DNA-binding transcription factor activity, RNA polymerase II-specific; RNA polymerase II cis-regulatory region sequence-specific DNA binding. Gene Ontology annotation, biological process: regulation of transcription by RNA polymerase II. The coding region runs from base 3952 to 5796 and encodes 614 amino acids. The transcript is spliced from 11 exons. The record is from RefSeq and is a predicted model, not a curated record. Lineage: Eukaryota; Metazoa; Chordata; Aves; Accipitriformes; Accipitridae.